AUGCAAAGGACGCUUUUUUACCGGUGUCUGCGUAGGCAGUCGUCCAAUCAAAUUGAGACUGACGCAGCAGUUCCUCUUCCGCUUCCAUUCCAUGUUUCUGUUAUUUGUAUGAUCUGCAAGUCGUCUGCCAUUUUGUUUUGUCUGCGGUCAUUUAAGGAGGUAAGUGAAGCGCGUUUUCAAAUGCUACAACGGUAAAAUUAAUGGCCUGGAAUAUUAGUUUACAGUCUGGCUAUGGAAAAGAGCACUGUUUAAUAAUUCGAUCAUUUGACUCAAGCAGAGGCUAGUUGCAAAGUUCGUUCGUUAAUCGGUUCUGGUAUUCUUGUGCCCAUGUGUUUUUGAAGUCAUGCUAUUCAUUGAAAUCCGAAUCAUAGCUAACUGAAAGGAAUCCGAUAGGCUUAAAAUAGCCUAUCUGGAAAUAUCUCCUUUUCGAUAUUAUUCAGGGUUUAAUAAAUCGCCAUUCUCGAGAAACAACAAUGGGAUUUCAAAAGUUAUUUUAAAAUAGGCUUCUUGGUAUGAACAUUAAAAGCUGCGUUAAAGAUUUAGUUUUACCGUUUAUGAUCCUAAAACUCCAAAGGGAGGUGGUGGUUUUUUUUUUUUUUUUUUUAUCAACUCGCCGGCUCAGAGCGCGCUCCAUCCCUGAAAGAGAGCGCGGAAGACUCGCGUCGUGAGAUUGGCCCGGCUCUGGAUUCCAUGUGAGUAAAAUGUUUAUUUUUCAGGUUUUACCGAAAAUCGUGGAGCACGAUACAAUAGGGUAAUUUACACCGGAAAAGCAACCUACCCUUCAAAGGGUUAGAGCAGGGGUAGUCUACCUACCGCCCACUAAUGCAUCUUUCUUGAUAGAAAAAUGUCUUUACCGCCCACCAGUUUUCACGCAAGUGCAGAAUAUUUUUUAGAACGGAGGGUGUUUUUAAAAAUAAAAUGUACGUACAUUUAUCUUUAUAUUUCUACUUUAUCCAUGUUUAUAAUGUUUUUAACUUUAUAAAGUUUAAUGAGAAAACCAUAAAGUAAACUGAAAUUACCUUUACUAGUGAUUAAUGAGGUCCUUGAGGUUGAUGCUGCGAGACUAAAUAUUAUCUGGAUCGAUUUUCGUGAGGUGGGUAGGGGGGCUAUAUAUAACAGGGCACCCUUAGAUUUACAGGUGCCUGGAGUGUCCCUUUAAAGGGAUGCUAUAGUCACCCCUACCAGUUCAGCUUAAAGGGACACUCCAGGCACCCAGACCACUUCUGCCCACUGGAGUGGUCUGGGUGCCAACUCCCACUACCCUUAACCUUGCAACUGUAAUUAUUGCAUAAACUGCAAUAAUUAGCUUGCAGGGUUAAGACCUCUCCUAGUGGCUGUCUACUAGUGGGCACUUCCCCGUCCAUAGCACAGGUUUUCUGUGCUAUAUCGUUGCUGGAUGUCCUCACACAGUGCUUUCCUAUGGAGAGGUCUAAUGCGCAUUAGGUCUCCCCGACGGGUGGGAUCCGUAUCCCCCGCCGGCUGACGUAAUGAAGGGGAGCGGCGGUGGAGGAAGAAGCAGCGACGUGGGACAUAUCGCUGCCUCUGGUUAGUGACUGAAGGGGUUUUCACCCGUUGAGCAACCAGGGGUGGGAGGGAGAGGGGACCACUGAAUCAAUGCAUCUCUGAAGAAAAUUCAGUGUCAACAUCCAGAGGGUGGAGACACUGAAUGGCAGUGCUGCACACUGUGGAAGCACCUCCUCCAGCUCCUAGUUUAAAUCUCGUGAGACCCGCGGCCGUCAGGCACUAAGGGCCGCGAGAUUUACACUGGGAGCUGGAGGAGCUGCAGGGGAGGUAAGUAAACGCUACCUGCCCCCCCACCAGCUCAGCCAAUGCCACUGGACCACCAGGGACUGUCAUAUCCUCCCUCCCUGACCAGGUAACAAGCAGGGAGGGGGGACAACAAUAAUAAAAUAUAACUAUUAAAAAUAAGCAUAAAAUAAACAAAUAUAAAAAAUUUAAAUAAACAUAAAUAUUUAAAAAAAAAAAAACAUUAAAGAUUAAAAUAAAAAAAUGCCCCCACCCCCAUUUUACACAAAUCACAUCCCUUCAGGAAAACACACACACUGCAUUAUAUACAUACACACUCUGUAUAUAACGCAGAGUGUGUAUAUAGUGUAGUGUGUCUAUAUAAUUUAGUGUGUGUGUAUAUAUAAUGUAGUGUGUUAAUGCACACACUGCAUUAUAUACACACAAACACUGCAUUAUAUACACACACUCUGUAUAUAACGCAGUGUGUAUAUAGUGUAGUGUCUAUAAUUUAGUGUUUAAUGCACACACUGCAUCAUAUAUACACACACUACAAACACUGCAUCAUAUAUACACACACUACACACUGUAGGCAUUAUAUACACACACUAUACAAACACACUGCAUUCACUAUACACACUGCGUUCGCUAUACACACUAAACACUGCAUUCACUUUAUACACCACACACUACACAAACACACACUCUGCAUUCAUUAUAUACACACUACACAAACACACACUCUGCAUUCAUUAUAUAUACACUACACAAAUAUACACAGCUCCACUGUCUAAACACACUGCAUCCAGUGCAUGUGGCUUUUAUAUUUUGUGCAUUUAACUUUUAGAAAUAGUUUAUUUUUUCAAAAUGGUAAAUGUACAGGUUAUCGGCUAUAGGCCUGAAAGUUAACAGAUUAUCGGUAUCGGCUCUAAAAAAAUCAAUAUCGGUCGAUCCCUAGAAAAAGCAAAACAAACUCCUGUUUUAAAUAAGGACAGGAUUGUUCACUAAAGUGAGACUUUAAAGGACCACUCUAGGCACCCAGACCACUUCAGCUUAAUGAAGUGGUCUGGGUGCCUGGUCCAGCUAGGGUUAACCCAUUUUUUAAUAAACAUAGCAGUUUCAGAGAAACUGCUAUGUUUAUUAAUGGGUUAAGCUUUCCCCUUAAUCCUCUAGUGGCUGUCUCAUUGACAGCCACUAGUGGCGCUUGCGUGCUUCUCACUGUGAUUUUCACAGUGAGAGCACGCCAGCGUCCAUAGGAAAGCAUUGUAAAUGCUUUCCUAUGAGACCGCUGAAUGCAGACGCAUUCACCGGGCGAACGGAGGAGGAGAGGAGGCAGAGAGCUCUCCGCCCAGCGCUGGAAAAAGGUAAGUUUAAACCCCUUUCCAGAGCCGGGCGGGAGGGGGACCCUGAGGGUGGGGGCACCCUCAGGGCACUAUAGUGCCAGGAAAACGAGUGGUUUUCCUGGCACUAUAGUGGUCCUUUAAUGAAGUGGUCUGGGUGCCAGGUCCAGCUAGGGUUAACCCAUUUUUUCAUAAACAUAGCAGUUUCAGAGAAACUGUUUAUGAAUGGGUUAAGCCUUCCCCUAUUUCCUCUAGUGGCUGUCUCAUUGACAGCCACUAGAGGCGCUUGCAUGUUUCUCACUGUGAUUUUCCACAGUGAGAGCACGCCAGCGUCCGUAGGAAAGCAUUAUGAAUGCUUUCCUAUGUGACUGGCUGAAUGCGCUCAGCUUUUGCCGCGCGUGCGCAUUCAGCCGACGGGGAGGAGAGUGUGGGGGCACCCUCAGGGCUCUAUAGUGCCAGGAAAACGAGUAUGUUUUCCUGGCACUAUAGUGGUCCUUUAAAGUGAAUUUCUAAUUUAAAGCCUAAAUAGCUGAAUUGGAAAAGUCGGCUAUGAUUUCAAACUGUAUCUCUGGCCUUGACUUUGAAAUUCACACUUUAGUAAAUAACCUUGUGAAUAUCCACUGAUGCUGAAUUUCAAUUCACCAACGGGGUAAGUGGAAGGUUUGAGCCCUGUUGCAUGUAUUGGCAUUGACGUAUUAUUCCUUCUUUUUUUUUUUUUUUUUUUUUAAUAGGAGUAAAGGCAUUUUCCCCAUGUAAAAACAAAACUAUGCUUUUAAUAACUUUGUUUACCUUUUGUGCCUUUUUAAGAUAUGAAAAUUAUAAAGAACUAUGUUUAAACUGCAUUUUUUUUAUUUUAUUUUUUUUUAGAAUUUGUAA
This is a messenger RNA of Pelobates cultripes (western spadefoot toad), 3962 nucleotides long. The record is from the annotation of a GenBank genome assembly. Lineage: Eukaryota; Metazoa; Chordata; Amphibia; Anura; Pelobatidae.